UCCAGUAUGGCUGCGCCUAUGAAAGACCACGAGAAGGCCGGGUUUGUGAGUCUAGCCGAUACUUAAGCUGUUGAAUACAAUGUAGCUUGCCAACAGUAGUAGGUACUGCCACUACGUCGACCAAAUUUGCUUGAGAUAUACGACGAUGUUGAAAUAGGUGAGACCUAGCUAACACCCUGCUGUUUUCUUGAAAGUCAGGAGCCUGAGAUGUACCUGUAGCGAGUAAAUCAGAGGAUGAUUAGACUAUUUUGCUCAUAUGAAUUGGAACUUAGUAACACAAUUAUGCAGAACCAACGAUACUGGAAACUACCCUGGAAGACUUGUAGCAGGUACAUAGUCAGUGGCCUCCCUUUUAGAAACUAUUCUGUUUGUUCACCAAGAAUGAGCAGUCCAUUAAUACAACUAGCCAGAUGUACUCAUUCACAAGUAUGGUGUAGACCAGCUGACAAUGUGUGGACAGCCAUCUCCAGAUACCUACAUCCACCAGCAGUAACAGCAUUGUGUAUGUCACAAACUCGUUCUUCUGUGCCUCUCAAACAGAAACAACUGAAUAAUUUGCGGCCAUAUCAUUCCGACUCCAAAGAGCCAAAAUCGGCUUUUGAAAAUAAGACAACCCAGCAAUUGGUAGCCAGUUGUGCCGAGUCUGUCUACCAGACGUUGGUUAAGAAAGAUCCAUGGCUAUACCCUUACUCUAGAACAGUUGCCUUUUCAAAAAGUCGAAACAGCAGAACACCGAAACCAAGAUUGAAUUCACCAGAGCUGGAAGACCUGAUCAAUCAAGCCAUCACAACUGAUUCAGUGGAGCACAUGAGUGUAGAGGAGAUGUGUUCUGUGUUCCGUGAUUUGACUCAUGCUGGCUUGGAGGCCACGCAUCCUCUGAUGACAUGCCUCUUUCUACAGUUGCAGAGUAAGCAAAAAAGUUUAGAUUUUGUGUCGCUUGGACAAUUUCUAUCAGCCGUUGAGAAUUACAACAGCAGUCACAUCAUAAUUGAAAAGGAAAUUCUUCCCCAACUUGGAUAUCUAUUGCAGAAUGGCUGUGUGAAGUUAGAAAAAGAUCCCAAAUUGUUUCUUGAUGUUUUGUGUCAUUUUUCUUCCUGUGGUCUACUGCAGCAGAUAGACAGUGACUUAAUAUCAAACUUAUUGCUUCAAAUAUUAUCACUAUGUAGGGAUCAUAGAUCCAUUGUUAGUGACCUUGACCUUGUUGUCCAAGUGUUUCAAUUGGUGUCAGUGUUUAUGUUGGGAGAUCACCGAUUGGCCUUCAUUGAGCCCAACAUUCAAGACAUAAGUGGGAUAAUUUUGAAACAUAUAACAGAUGUUAUGUCAGCAAACAUUCAACAACUAAACCUCCACCAGCUCUGUGCUAUCACAGCAAUGUCUGCCGAAGAACAUAUGGAGUUCUUGUCAAAACCUUUUUUGGAGAAGGUCCAAUCUAGGAUGGAAUCCAUAAUAUUUGAAAUGCAAGAUUUUUCAAUGUACAAUAUCUUGGAGCUUCAACAACUUGCAAACCUCUCAUGGAUGAAACUUUCAGCAAAAUGCAAAGACAAAAUCCUCCGUUUGACUUGGGGAUGUCUGCAGAAUCCUGUAGCCCAGUCGUUACCUCUAGAAAUGGUCAUCUUCUUAAAACGUUCCAGAGCAAUCUCGGACUUGCUUUGUGACAGAGAUAUUUCUGUGACUGCCAAAGAAUCAUUAAACAGAGCAUUUUUUGAUUUUGAUAUAAUGCCCCACCUUAAAACCGAUGAUUUUGUUGAGCUGUACGACACCACAUCUCUGUAUUUCUCUUCAACAGGAAGCAAAGAUGACUUUGGCCUGCAGUGUCUAUCUGAAGUAUUAAGCAGCUCUUUAUUAGACAUGACAGAUAGACUGCAACGUCUUCACUUUGUAGUACUUGUAAAACACCAAAUGAAUACAACACCUCUAACAGGUAUAUUUAAUGAGAAAUUAGCCCAUUGUUAUAACCUUAAUGAGCUUAAAAAACUUAUUAACACGAUAGCCUCUGCCUAUGUAGACACAUAUUACCACAACCUUGUACAUGCUUUUACCCGAGUAUUUCGCACAACAGGAAGGGAAAGGACAGAAGACCGAAAUGACAUUCGUCAGUUUUUUCUCUUGGGCUACGACAUAAAGACGAGCAGCCGUGUGAAACUGUGUGGAUUACCUAGCUGGCGACUACAACAACAGUUCCGUGACUUGUUCAGACCGUGCAUGCAUGUACCUACAGAUGAUUUAAGGAAUGAUAUUCUCUAUGGUCUCACCUUUCUGUGUGACGGACACUUGGAUCCACAUGAAUUUGAGAUGGCCUGUUGGCUAGCCCUAUCUCUUUCCCCUAGUUCUUAUUCACAAUUCCAGUGCAACCUUCUGGAGUAUGCUAUCAAACACCAAACCAAUAUGAAAAUAAGUAAUUUCAUAGACCUUCUUCAGAUCUCAUUGAAAAUUGGACCACAAGGUACACAGCAAAGAUUACUUCAAGCAGCAAAUAAUAGUUUGAACCAAUUGACAAUAGAUGCCGUUGAACCCCCCGUCUUGGUUCAGAUGCUAUGCAGUAUGUCUGAUUUGAUGGAUUUUCCACAAAACUAUAUCACAAAAGUGUUUCGGGCUCCCUACAUCAACAAAGUGAUGGACUUACUGCACAGUCCAGAUCUGUCUUACAAUCAGUCUCAAUCACUGUUAAACAACAUUGUCGAGUUGAACAGAAAGGUGUGCCUGCUGUGUCCAGACUAUGCUGUUCCCUAUCAGCGGAGGUUGAUAGAAGCUCACCCUGAACCAGCAGGUGGAUCUUAUGAUGCCCAGCUGAUCCACUAUCUGAUACAAAAGCAAAGCAUGCAGGAUACUUUAACUUCUGAAUUAGGAGGACCUGAGUUCGUUCGCACCAAUUACAUCACCUCGGAUGGCAUUCACAUAGACAUGGUGGCAUAUUUCAAUGAAGAUUGUAAUGUAGUGAAAUAUUCUGAACUUGACCACAUGAGAAAGGCUGGCAAAUAUUACACAAAACUUGCAGUUAUUUUUCUUCACAAGGAUCAAUAUCUUCUGCGCCGAGAACUCCCCUCCAUUCAAUUUGAAAGUAGACAAAUUAAGGCUUCGCUCCGAGUUAAAGGCUACAAAGUUAUCUGGGUAUCCUGCUGGAAAAAAGAGAAAUACUAUGUGUUGGUCAAAAGGGCAAAGAGACUCUUGGGUAAAGUUUAUAGAGAAUUGGAAAUUGAUAAAGGAGAGAUGGCAAACCAAGAUGGUGUUUCCUAGAAAAUGCUGCAAACAGGAAUGGUGUUUCCCCAGAAAAUGCUGCAAACAAAGAUGGUUUCCCAAGAAGAUGCCGCAGAUAGAAACACUGUUUCCUCAGAAUAUGCUGCAAAUACAGAUGGUGUUUCUUAGAAGAUGACAUAAACAGAGACACUGUUUCCCUAGAAGAUGCCGCAAAUAGAAAUGGUGUUUCUUAGAAGAUGCCGCAUACAGAGAUGGUGUCUCUUAGAAGAUGCCGCAUACAGAGAUGGUGUCUCUUAGAAGAUGCCGCAUACAGAGAUGGUGUCUCUUAGAAGAUGCCGCAGAUGUUUCCCUAGAAGACUAGAAGAUGACAUAAACAAAGAUGGUGUUUCCCUAGAAAAUGCUGCAAACAGAGAUGGUGUUUCCCCAGAAGAUGCCACAGAGACGCUGUUUCCCCAGAAGAUGCCACAAAUAGAGAUGGUGUUUCCGAAGAAAUGCGAUAAAUAGAGACACUGUUAUCGAAGAAGAUGCCACAAACAGGGACAAUGUUUCCCCAGAAAAUGCCGCAAACAGAGAUGCUGUUUCCCCAGAAGAUGCGACAAAUAGGGAUACUGUUUCCCAGAAAAUGCUGCAAACGGAGAUGGUGUUUCCACAAGAUGCCACAGAGACGAUGUUUCCCCAGAAGAUGCCACAAACAGAUGGUGUUUCCCCACAAGAUGCCACAAAUAGAGAUGGUGUUUCCUCGGGAUAUGUGGAAAACAGAGAUAGUAAUUCCUGAGGAAGUUGGUGUUUGUAAACAGAAACAGUGUUUCUUUCAUAGAUGUUGAAAAGGUGGCAAAGAGGGAUAGUAUUUGCCCUGAAGAUAUAGAGGCAAACAGAGGUGGUUUUGCCUAUGAUGUGUACAUCUAGUGUACUGUUUUGGAAUAGGUUUUAAAGCGAAAUAUAAUAAAAAGCAAAAUAAAGCCCCAAACAUGCUGUAACAAUUGCCACCCAUUUAAACGGAUGGGAUGAAGCCCAUGGGAAAUUUCCAUAGUGGUCUGCUCUGAAUAAAAAUGUGAUCAAAGUCAACUUGUUUUCAUUUCAAUAUAUAUGUUUUCUUCAAAGGGACCUACUUAAUUCAGGAUACCUAAAGACUGCAGAAUGAGGUCAACUAGUUCUGAUUUCCCCUUUCCUUUGCAGUGAACAUUUUGAACAUGAAGAAAUCAUAUUUGUCUACAUAAUAUUAUUGUGUAUUAUUAUAAAGGUAUUUUUCAUAACCAACAUGUUUUGAAUAAUUAUAAAAUGAAAAAGAGU
Mizuhopecten yessoensis (Yesso scallop) is the source of this 4485-nucleotide messenger RNA. RefSeq lists its product as uncharacterized. Lineage: Eukaryota; Metazoa; Mollusca; Bivalvia; Pectinida; Pectinidae. The transcript is spliced from 8 exons. Bases 235 to 3234 code for a protein of 999 amino acids. The record is from RefSeq and is a predicted model, not a curated record.